Plasmodium falciparum 3D7 is the source of this 2916-nucleotide messenger RNA. RefSeq lists its product as uncharacterized. The record is from RefSeq and is a predicted model, not a curated record. NCBI's taxonomy places the organism in Eukaryota, Apicomplexa, Aconoidasida, Haemosporida, Plasmodiidae.
AUGUCGGACUCUGCUCAAGUGUUUAUGGACAAUGUCUAUCAUUUAACAGGGUAUUUACACAGAUUGCUUUUUCUUAUGAAAGAGCUAGAUAAAAAGGAACAUAAAAUAAAUAUAGGAAUUGAAAGGAAAGAAGAGGUAUAUUUAGAAAAGUUGUAUUAUGCUCACAAAAACAAAUUAGAAAAUCAUAUAAAACAUAAUUAUGAAAAUUCAAAUACAGAUUCUCAUGAUUCACAUAAUGAGGAUAACAAUGAAAAAAAACAUGAUAUAUCUAUAGAAAAUGUGUUGAAAAAGAUGAAAAAGAAAAAAAAAAGCGAUCUUUGUAUAAAUCAUGAUAAUCAUUUGAAUAAUGAAGGGGACGAAAGAAAAAAUGUAGAUAAGGAAAAUAAUAAUAUGGAUAUGUCAAAUGAAUUUAUUAAAGAAGAGGAAGCAAAUAAUAUUGAAAAUAUAAAAAGUGAGGGAUAUGUACAAAGUGAUGAAAAAAAAAUAAAAAUAAAAAUAAAACAAGAUUGUAUAGAUAUAAAAGAAAAUGGGAAUUGUGAUGAUAACAAUAAUAUUGAUGAUAAUAAUAAUAUUGAUGAUAAUAACUAUAUUGAUGAUAAUAAUAUUGAUGAUGAUGAUAAUAAUAAUGUUGAUAAUGCUGAUAAUCAUCAUGGAAAAGAGAAUAAAUAUAAAAAAAAAAAUAGUACCAUUUCACACGAUAACGAUAAAAUGGAUGAACAUGCUAAUUUUAAUCAUACGGAAGAAAAUUCGAACGAUGGUUUAUAUAACAAUGUGAAUUUUAAAAAUAAUAUUAUUUCGGAGGGAGAAGAAGAAAGUAGGAAAGAACAAGAAAAGAAACAAAAUGAAAAAAAUGAAGAAAAUGAAAAAAAUGAAAAAAAUGAAGAAAAUGAAAAAAAUGAAGAAAAUGAAAAAAAUGAAGAAAAUGAAAAAAAUGAAAAAAAUGAAGAAAAUGAAAAAAAUGAAGAAAAUGAAAAAAAUGAAAAAAAUGAAACAAAAGAACAUCCUACGGUGAAUCCCGUUUUUAAUAAUAAUGAUAUAAAACAAAAUAUAUUAAAAGAGGAUGAAAAAGAUAUAGAUUUUUUAUUUAAUGACGAAGAAAUGAAUAAAUAUUUAAACGAAAUAAUAAAUGAUAGAGAGCAGUGUAUGGCAUUAUUGAGGGAAAAAAUAUGUAUUAAUAAUCAAAUUGCAUAUAUGAUAAAACAUGAUUAUGAAAAAUUAAAAAAACAAUAUGAUAAACUUUAUACAGAAAUGGAAAUGAAUGGAGAAGUAUUACCACAUAUGUUCAACUCUUCAAAAAAUAAAUAUACAACAAAUGAAUAUGAGGAAUAUUAUAAUGUAAAGAAUAAAAAUAUUUAUGCUAUAGAUUAUCAUCAGUAUGAAGAUACCUAUGAUAUGGUAAACUAUAUGAACAAAACAAAAGAAGAGGAAGAAGAACAGGAAGAAGAAGAAGAGGAAGAGGAAGAAGAAGAGGAAAAAGAGGAAGAAAAAGAUGAAUAUGAAGAAAAUGACGAUAUUGAAGAAGAAGAAGAUGAUGAUGAUGAAGAUGAAAAGGAAGAAAUAAACAAAAAGAAAAAAAAGAAAAAAAAAAAAAAAAAAGAACGUCAUAUUAAGGACGAACAAAAUAAAGAUAAAUAUGGUAAAGAUAAAAAUGUUAAGGAUAAAAAUGUGAAAGAUAAAAAUGUUAAGGAUAAAAAUGUGAAAGAUAAAAAUGUUAAGGAUAAAAAUGUUAAGGAUAAAAAUGUGAAAGAUAAAAAUGUGAAAGACAAAAAUGUUAAGGAUAAAAUUAUAAAAGAAGAAAAAGAAGGACAAAAUGACAUACACGAAUAUGAAUCUGAAAGUAGUAAACAUAAUAUUCCAAGAAAAAGCUUAAGUAAAAAACAUUCAAUUAAAUAUGAUGAUGAAUAUAUUCCAUAUAUUUCGGAUAAAGUAAAAAGAUACAAAAAACACAAAAAAAACAAAACACAAAAUGAUGAGCCUUCAAGUAAAUCAAACAAAAUUGGAAUUGAAAAAAUGGAUGGAGAAAAAAAUAAUGACGAAGUAAAAAAUAAUGACGAAGUAAAAAAUAAUGAUGUCGUAAAAAAUAAUGACGAAGUAAAAAAUAAUGAUGUCGUAAAAAAUAAUGACGAAGUAAAAAAUAAUGACGACAUAAAAAAUAAGGACGACAUAAAAAAUAAUGAUGACAUAAAAAAUAAUGAUGACAUAAAAAAUAAUGACGAAGUAAAAAAUAAUGACGAAGUAAAAAAUAAUGACGACGUAAAAAAUAAUGACAACAUAAAAAAUAAUGACGACAUAAAAAAUAAUGACGACAUAAAAAAUAUUGGUGAGGUAAAAAGUACUGAGGGGGCUAAAAAAAAUAAGGAAAGCAAACUGCAUAGCGUAAAAAAAAAUGAAGAUGGGAAUAAAAGCAAGGAAAUAAAUCAGAAUAGUGACAUGAACAAAAGUAAUGAGAUUAAUAAAAAUAAAAGUUAUGAAAAAAUAAAAAGUAAGAGUGUAGAUUUUAAUAAAAAUGUAUUAAAUACAGAAAAAAUAAAAAGUAAGAGUGUAGAAUAUAAUAAAAAUAUAAUAAAUACAGAAAAGGCUAAAAGUAAAAGCAAGAGUGUUGAAAUUAAUAAAAAUAGCAAAGCUAUUAACAAAAGUAAAAAUAAUGAUAAUAAAAAUAAAUAUAAAACAAAAAAUAAAAGUAAAAAUGUAAAUAUAAGUACUGACCAUACUAAUAAUAAUAAUAAUAAUAAUAAUUAUAAGCAGGUAAUUAAAAAUUGUUCAAACAUACAAACAAAUAAAAAUAACUCAGAAGAAAAUAAAACUACAAAUCAUGCAAAAAAGAAUGAGAGCUUAUCAUCCUAUACGUCAUCCUUAUUUGAUAUAAAUCAAAAUGAAGAAACAACUUUAGGAAAUUUAACAAAAAAUGAAAAAUAA